CGCUGCGUUGUUUGGACGGCGUGUUCCUUUCUCCUAUGGAGAAUGACUUUGUUGACAAGAUCAUGGAGGAACUGGACCAUUUUCUGCUACAGAACCAGCUGGAAAAAGUCCUCUUGUUUCCCCCUCUGUCUAGUCGCCUGAGAUACUUGAUCCACCGAACCGUCGAUGACGUUGAUCUCCUGAGCAGCUUCUCUGUUGGAGAAGGAUGGAGAAGAAGGACGGUGGUCUGUCAUGCGGCAGUCAGGUUGCCCGAUGAGCCAGACUGCCCCAAUGGUGCUGUUGAAGCGUCUCACUUCAACCACCCCCCCUAUGCCAGAAGCAGAGGGAGCCGAUCCAGAGGAGGCCCGCGGCAGAUGGAAGCCUUGGCCAACAGUUCCCAAGCUCGAAGAGGCAACGGCCGGGCUAGAAGACAGCCCCCCAAAAAGCCAGACAGAGCUCUCUACGUCCCUAGGGCGAUGCGGAAGAAGCUGGAGGACCUGGGGCAAGGUAGCUCCACAGAAACAUUUGAGAGUGGGCUGCAUUGUAUGAGCAACAACAAGGAGGAAUGUCAAGCAUCCAGGGCCUCCUCUGGCAGUGAAAGGAUUCCAGAUGGAACCAGGUUAUCCAGCAAGACCGAAUGUGAAAACACAAAGGCUCAAAGCCCCCCCAAGCAAAGAUAUUCAGAUAUGGAGCCUGGUAAUCAAAGCGGCAGAGAUGCUCUGGGCUGCCCAGAUGUUUCUCUUUGGAAGGAUGCACCCAGGGCAUCUUACCUGGAAAAGCAAGAGAAUGUGAAGUUGGCCUCAUCGGGAUCCAAAAGCAGUCCAAACCUGUCUGAAAUAGAUCCCCAACACAAAGACGGCAGAAACGUCUUUGUCCCAGAAAGCUGUGAAAACUCAGGUCUUCUGGAAGGACUGAUGGAGACUUUUGUUGAUUCUCUCUCCAAAUUAAGUGGACAUUCUCCUUUGCCUGAAGGCCAGAAGAUCGAAGCUCCAGACGUCCAAGAGUUGAGCACAAAGCCAUUCUUUCUAGGAGAUUCCCAUAAAAGCGGCCAGGGUUCCAUUCUGUUAGAAAGUGUCCUGUCCCUUCCUGAAAACAGUGGGGCAGAUGCUUCAAAUGCUUUUCUGUUGAACUCUAACGAGGACUUGCCCCUCUUUGAAAAUGACCACAGGACAUGCCUAUAUGCCAGUGGAGGAGAGGAGGGCAAGCUUCUCCCAGGCCUGGAAACGAGAACCACAGAGUCCUCCAAGGACGACAGUGAGGUGCCGGUGGAAACCCAAUCUAAAGAUUGCACCGUUGCACUUCCGUUCGAGCAUGGCCAAGCCCAGCCAUCUCAAGUCACGAAGGAGGACUUCUUGGUGUGGGACGGUUGCAAGACUCCAUCUCGGCUAAACCCUCAAGCCCAACCCUACUUGCAGACCAGUCCCAGCAAAGCCAAGCUACCGUUUGAAAGCCAGAAGAAAGAGUCAGUAGCCCCGGAGGGACCUCAGUGGCCGGGGGUCGAGCUGUCCGCUGGGGACAGAAGCACGGCUGUUUCUUCAGCAGAAGGAAAGGGCGGCCUUUUCGAAGAUGACUGCGGGGCCGAACUCUUGCAAGAGAUCACAAAUUAUUUGACCAUAAAGGACAUAAGCAUUGAGAAGAUUCAGUUUGAUUACUCCAGUUACGGGGAGGCACAGAUCAACGAAGGAGAUUUUGGCCACGUGCUAGAGAUCUAUGAUUUUUCCCCAUUGCUGAAAACAGAACAUCUUAUGGAGACAUUUUCCGAUUUCCAAGAGAGUGGAUUUAAGUUGCAGUGGGUUGAUGACACUCAUGCCCUCGGGAUCUUUUCCAGUUUGGCAGCAGCAUCUCAAGCCCUGGAACAGAACUAUACCUCCGUCAAGAUCCGGCCUCUGAUCCAUGGAGCAAGACAGUCGAAAAUCAAGGCACUUCAGCGGCCAAAGCUCCUUCAGCUGACUAAAGAAAGACCCCAGACAGAUACAGCAGUAGCCAGACGGCUAGUGACCAGAGCCUUAGGAUUACAGCGCAAAUAUCAGCAGAAUUCAGGCUGCCGAGGAUUGGAACCGGCAACCACCAACCUGCCAGAUUAAAACCAGAGCGGUUUGCAGUGACUUGGGGGUGGCAUUAAAACAAUGUAUACAACAGUUUGAUGACGGCGGGUCUCAUCAGUUCAUUUUGGUUGUGUUGUUGUCGUU
This is a messenger RNA of Protobothrops mucrosquamatus (brown spotted pit viper), 2168 nucleotides long. It is a transcript of the gene R3HCC1, whose product is annotated as R3H domain and coiled-coil containing 1. The record is from RefSeq and is a predicted model, not a curated record. Bases 36 to 2063 code for a protein of 675 amino acids. Gene Ontology annotation, molecular function: nucleic acid binding. NCBI's taxonomy places the organism in Eukaryota, Metazoa, Chordata, Lepidosauria, Squamata, Viperidae. The transcript is spliced from 7 exons.